Messenger RNA from Mucor mucedo, 1280 nucleotides. RefSeq lists its product as uncharacterized. Gene Ontology annotation, biological process: post-transcriptional tethering of RNA polymerase II gene DNA at nuclear periphery; transcription elongation by RNA polymerase II; poly(A)+ mRNA export from nucleus. Gene Ontology annotation, molecular function: double-stranded DNA binding; RNA binding. The coding region runs from base 23 to 1228 and encodes 401 amino acids. Gene Ontology annotation, cellular component: transcription export complex 2. The record is from RefSeq and is a predicted model, not a curated record. The transcript is spliced from 4 exons. Lineage: Eukaryota; Fungi; Mucoromycota; Mucoromycetes; Mucorales; Mucoraceae.
AGUCAUUUUUUAUAUACACACUAUGCUUGGCGUUCAAGCGUAUUUUAAUAAAGUUGAAAGUCAUAUCAACAAUGAAAAUGGAAAAGCUUUAGCUCCCUUGCUUUCUUUACAUAGUGCCCAUGUCAAGAGUAUCAUUCACCACAACAUUCAACCUACCCAAAUUGACUUGAUUUGUAGAAACAAGUUCGAUGCGCCUUGGAACGAAGUAGUGGCCCAACAUGUGAAAACAAUUCUUCACAUCGAUGAAGGCGAUUAUAAAGCUGCUUUUGAAUCCCAAAAAGAAGUUGUGCAAUCUUUCCAGAGAGGCAUGGGUAGCAUGACACGCUGGUGUUUACCUACCUUAUACAUUAUCAACAAUGAAUUACGCAUCGUGGCAUCGAAAGCCGAUGAUGAAUUAGUCGCAGAAGAGGGUCAACGUAAAAAACUCGAGGAAGCAGCCAACGUCAUUAGUAAAUCCUUCACGUACUGCAUUACGGAUCGAGGUGUACUUGCUUCCUCCAAGAAGUAUGGUACCUACUGUAUGAUUGGCAUUCUUUUCCGCAUUUAUUUCAAAUUAAGACAACAAAAUUUGUGCAAGAAUAUUUUACGUGCCGUUAAAGCAGCAGAUAUGCCCAGUCUCGAUUAUUUCCCCAAGAGUGAUCGUGUCACUUUCCGUUAUUAUCUCGGUCGUCUUUAUUUUUUGGAAGAGGAUUAUGUAAAGGCUGAACUCGAGUUGGAUUUGGCCUUUAAGGAAUGUACCAACAAGCACCGAAAGAACAAGGAAUUGAUCCUGCAGACACUGCUGCCCGUUAAAUUAAUGCGAGGUAUUUUACCCACACAUGCAUUAUUUGAUAAAUUCACAAAGACACGCCAAGUAUACAGUGAUUUGGCUACAGCCAUCCGCAUAGGGGAUGUCAAGGCAUUCAAUGUAGCCUUAACCAGUUCAGAACCUUUACUGAUUCGACAGGGAACGUAUUUUGCUAUUGAAAAGGCCGAGAGUAUUGCGAUAAGACAACUAUUUCGCAAAGUCUAUCUUGUAUUGGGAAUGAAUACCAGAAUUCCUAUUCAAACAUUUCAAAAGGCACUGGAUUUCGAAGGUUUGCAUGUUGAUUUGGAAGAAGCUGAAUGGAUGUUGGCCAACAUGAUCUUCAAGGGAUAUAUGAAGGGUUAUUUAUCCCAUGAAAAAAUGUUUCUUGUCUUGGGUAAAGAUAAUCCAUUCCCUCCUGUUUCUCAAGUAGUUCAAUCGUGACGUAUUUGUAAAAGCUAAAAUAAAAAGGCGGACUUUUUUCUUUUUUUUCACA